Saccharomycopsis crataegensis is the source of this 3192-nucleotide messenger RNA. RefSeq lists its product as uncharacterized. NCBI's taxonomy places the organism in Eukaryota, Fungi, Ascomycota, Saccharomycetes, Ascoideales, Saccharomycopsidaceae. The transcript has a single exon. The coding region runs from base 1 to 3192 and encodes 1063 amino acids. Gene Ontology annotation, molecular function: protein-containing complex binding; protein binding. The record is from RefSeq and is a predicted model, not a curated record.
AUGAAACGUCAUAGCACCAACAAUAGCAAAUCUCAAAGAAAGUCUUUUGUCCCAACAAGACACUCGCCAUUGGCGUCAAAAUCUUUUCUGAGUAGCAGUCGUUCAAGAUUACACAGACUCUCUUCAGCAACUUCCAAUGGUCUAGGAGCCCCAAAUUCCAUGGAUGAUAUAACCGAUUCGAGUUUCUUGACAAAACCUGACAAGAACAGCGCUUAUUCCGAAGAUGACGAAAUUAAACUAUCAUCAGAAGACGACGAAACCUUUCCAAUGAUAGCAAUUCUCAUGGAAGCGUUCAAGGGUGCUUCAAAGUCAUUUUAUGGUGCAUUGGCCGCCAACGUCAAGUGGGUCACUCAUCAUCCCCAGCAGUAUAUUGUCAGAGCCGGCGAACCUUCCAAAGCAUUUUAUAUCUUGAUGAAAGGUACAGUGGCCAUCACUUCUCCUGAUGGGGAAACAGUCCAUGCCGUGCUUCAUCCAGGGUCAUACUUUGGGGAAAUCGGAGUACUCUUCUCAAGACCUCGUACCGCAACAGUGGUGGCAAAGACAAAAUCAUUAUCGGCAAUCAUCACCAGAGAAUCACUAAAUAGCUUGUUGUCAAAUCAUCCAUAUGUGGAAAGAGUCAUCCGUGAUGAAGCCCAGAAAAGGUUGUCGCUACAGGAAAAUAAGCGUGCAAAACGGCUCAGCAAUCAAUUGAAGCUCGAACCACCACCGCAAUUACCUGAAGCACCGCCAGCAAUAUUUAUCAAUGAACGCGAACGGAAAAAAUCUAUCAUUCUACCAAGUAUGAUUGAUCUUGAAAAUAACUCAACCAUCAAAGUACGAGAUCCAAAUUCCCAGUCCCCCCAUCUUUUAUUAUCAUCACCGGCAUCGAAAACUGAAAAUACUUUGACCGAUCUUUUCAUCCCAAUAAGACGCCUAGCUGAGAGACUUAAUAUCUCACAUGUUGUGCCUUUCAAUGUUCUUUAUGAUUUCGCAAUGCUGAAUACGAUAGUCCACAAGAACCAAAAUGAAUAUAUUUUUAGAAAAGACGAUACCAGCAAAGAGGUAUACUUUAUCUUGGAGGGUAAAGUGCAAGUUGUCGAUUCCAUAAAGAUCCGUUUUGAACGAAGUGAAUUGAAAGGUACUCGUUUUGAAAAAGUGUUGGCCACUUUAAAUCAAUACGAUUAUUUUGGUGAAAUGUCGUUUGUUCACCAUUAUGCAGAAACUAAGAAUUUACCAAUGGAUUAUGAAUAUUUCAAGCAGCGAACUGCGAAUGUUGUGGCAGCAACAGAAGUUACUUUAUUGGUAUUUUCUUGCGAUGAGCUUCAGAAAUUAUGUGAUAAAUAUCUGUCAAUUUUUACUGGUUUCGAAAUAGAGGCAGCAAAACGGUUGGAUGCUAAUAAAUCUUUGCAGAUUCCAACAGAUGAAUUGACACCGCCACCAAUUGUGUCCAGUUCUUCCUCCUCCUCCUCCUCCUCUUCUUCUUCUCCAGUAUCAGCAAUCCUUCCAAAAUUUGAUGGCGACGGAAUAAUGAACUCCAUUGCUCCUCUUGACACACCUUUCAACUUUGAGUUUGAGAAACCUAGGGAUACCUCCGCGCACAGCCAAACAAAUAUUAACAACGAUACUUCAUCAUUGCCCUCGUCGAUAAAAUGGAAUUCCAAUUUUAUUUCCAAUAGUGCUAAUAUUUAUGGUGGCAAGCAAACCAGGAGCGAGGUGGAAGGCAGUAGUGAUGACUCAAUUUUUUCAUCACCCCAAAGGCGAAGAUCUUCAAUUGCGACGGUUGCGUUUCACGAUUCUACAGGUCUUUUUAACCAUCAGAAAGCCUAUAGACGACAAUCACUUUUGCAUAGUAAUAAUAAUAACAAGCGGCGUUUGUCGGCGUUUGAAUUAUCAGAUCGCUUGUCAUCAUUGAAAAGAGAUCCUAUCAAUCUUUCUUCACCGACUAUAAAUCCUUUGACUCCUUCACUUAACAAUUUUCCCGGUCAGAAUUUUCUACCAAGGCACCAGCCUUUCAAAUACAUGCCACAUACCAAACGAUUGAAGUAUUCUUAUAUCAAUAAUAGCAACGGACGUCGCCCAUCGUCACUUCUCAGAUACACCCCAUCAUUACCAGAUAAUAUUCUUAUUGAGAUCUUCAAGCUCUUGGAUAUCAAAGAUCUGAUGAAACUUCGGCGGGUUUGCCAACGUUGGAGGCGGAUUUUAUAUUUCACUCCAGAAUUAUUUAAUAGAUUAGAUUUGUCAGUGUACCAUACCGCAAUAACCGAUAACAUUUUGAUUUCUAUUGCUGAUUUUGUGGGGACCAGAACUCAAUUGAUAGAUAUUAGCAACUGUUAUCACAUAACAGACAAAGGAUUCAGUUAUAUGAUCAAUGAGCUUGGAAUCAAUGGACAAUUGAAAGUAUUAAGAAUGAGAUCAGUGUGGCUCGUGAAUUCAAUGUCAAUUAUGGAUGUGGCAUCACCUAGUGUUGGAAGUAAAAUUGAGGAAAUUGAUCUUGGGAAUUGCAAAAAAGUAAGAGAUGAAGUUAUAGAACGACUUGUGGGGGUUCCGGGGAGUAGCCUUCGUGCUGCUUUACCUUUUGGCUGUCCAAAUUUGAAACGUCUCAAUCUUAGUUAUUGUAAAAACCUCACCGACACCUCAAUUUAUCAUAUUGCCAAUUCUAUGGCAGAUCGACUUGAAUACCUUAAUCUUCAACGAUGCACCACCAUCACUGAUCAAGGUUUCCAGUACUGGGUUUAUAAACGGUUUCCUAAUCUUCAUACCUUGGUCUUGUCUGAGUGUACUUUUCUAACCCAAAUCGCGAUUCUGGCAAUAACCUUCGCCGCCCUGAAAUUAAGGGUUUUAGAUCUUUCAUUCUGUUGUGCUUUAGAUGAUUCAUGUCUUGAUAUAUUAAGAUUUGGUUGCCCAUCUCUUGAAAGAUUGAGCCUUGCAUUUUGUGGUAAUGCCGUGAGUGAUAAUCUGCUUCUUUCAUUGCUGUUGCUGUUGACAAAAUUGAAAAAAUUGGUUAUCAAAGGGUGUAUUCGUGUCACUAGGGCUGGGGUUGAUAUAUUAUUAUCCGGUUGUUGUCCAUUAGAGUACCUUGAUAUUUCACAAUGCAAAUAUGCCCAUGUUUAUCCUGGGGGUAUUGAGGCGGUGAAACUACCGAUUAAAAAAGGUACAAGAUCCAGUUUUAUUACCACGUCCGCCGAAAAGGGAAUUGUGGAGAUCGUUCUUUGA